Messenger RNA from Lactuca sativa (garden lettuce), 1037 nucleotides. RefSeq names its product ethylene-responsive transcription factor ERF017. Gene Ontology annotation, biological process: regulation of DNA-templated transcription. NCBI's taxonomy places the organism in Eukaryota, Viridiplantae, Streptophyta, Magnoliopsida, Asterales, Asteraceae. Gene Ontology annotation, molecular function: DNA-binding transcription factor activity; DNA binding. The record is from RefSeq and is a predicted model, not a curated record.
CGCACUCUAAGUCUCUUAACAAUAAUACAAUAAUGGUUAAACCAGAAAAACCAUCUGCUCAUGACAGGAGUAGUGACGCCAAGUAUAAAGGUGUGAGAAAAAGGAAAUGGGGGAAAUGGGUGUCCGAAAUCAGGCUACCAAACAGCCGUGAAAGGAUCUGGUUAGGCUCCUACGACACACCGGAAAAAGCCGCAAGAGCCUUCGACGCCGCCCUCUACUGUCUCCGUGGCAGCACCGCCAGGUUCAACUUUCCCGACCAAAUCCCUGACAUUCCCGGAGGUACAUCGUUGCCUCCUUCGGAGAUCCAAGCUGCAGCUUCUCGCUUUGCAAACUCCAUCUCCAACUCCAACUGCACCACCACCGAAGAUAAUAACUCCUCCUCUUCCAGUUCUUCCGAGGAUUCCCCUUCGCCUUCCAUCUCCGACGGAGCUUUUCAGACGGAUCAUGGUGAGGGUUCGACUUCCCAAUCCCCGCAGCUCCACCUAACAUCUCCGUUUCUAAAUGACUUCAGCUACAUGAAUCUUGAUCAUAAUGAUAUUGGUAACAGUACCAACUAUAACAAUACUGGUGUGCCAGAUUUUGGGAUAUAUCCGGGAUUUGAUGAUUAUUUCAUGACAACGACGCCACCUCCGAGUGAUUAUGUAUACGGAGAAGAUAACAGUGAUGGGAUAUACUUGCAAGGGUCAUCAUUCCUCUGGAACUUUUAAACGUACAAUAUGUUGUAGCUAGAUAUACAUAUACGUUACUAUACUGCAUGAUAUGAUCGAUCAGAAUUCUGGAAAAGUUUUAGUUGCCGGAGUUCCUGCGCUAAUAACGUAACCCAAUUAUGGGGAGGGAGAUGGACCACCUUUUUAUUAAUGGGACCAAUCUCAUGUUUUCGCAUUUAUUCACAAUAGUAAUAUGUGGAUAACUUUUGUGUAUAGUGAGAUAGAAUACAAAAUAAUAUAUAUCUUCUGGAGAUACGCUGUCCAUUAUAUAGUUGUCAUUCUCAUUGUUUCCUUUCCAAUUAUUAUAGCCAACUUACCAGCUCUCUUUUA